Molecule: messenger RNA, 726 nt
Organism: Vombatus ursinus (common wombat)
Lineage: Eukaryota; Metazoa; Chordata; Mammalia; Diprotodontia; Vombatidae
Product: hormone-sensitive lipase-like
Exons: 2
Coding region: 55-726 (223 amino acids)
Biological process (GO): triglyceride catabolic process; cholesterol metabolic process
Cellular component (GO): cytosol
Molecular function (GO): triacylglycerol lipase activity; sterol ester esterase activity
Source: RefSeq, a predicted model, not a curated record
UUCUGGGCAGGCAGUUAGAGGCAGCUGCCCCAGGGCCUGGAUUUGGGCAGGGAGAUGCUGGGGUUAAACAAGGAAAGAAAAACGGCCUCCCGCCUGAGCUAUGGCAUGGACCUGAGAGCCACAACACAGUCCCUGGUGGCACUCGCAGAGGACAAUGCUGCGUACUUUGCCAGCCAGGGUCCCGGGGAGACGGCCCGCCGCCUCGUGGCAACCUUCACGGCGAUACGGGAGCAGGCAUUGGGACUAGAGCCGGCCCUGGGCCAGCUGCUGGGCGUAGCCCACCUCUUUGACCUGGAUGCCGAGACGCCCGCCAACGGCUACCGCAGCCUGGUACACACGGCGCGCUGCUGCCUCGCCCACCUGCUCCACAAGGCCCGCUAUGUGGCCUCCAGCCGCAAGAGCAUCUUCUUCCGCGCCGGCCACAACCUGGCCGAGCUGGAGGCGUACCUGGCGGCCCUGACGCAGCUGCGAGCCCUGGCCUACUAUGCCCAGCGCCUGCUGGCCACCAACCGUCCGGGCGGCCUCUUCUUUGAGGGUGAUGGGGGGCUCAACGCAGACUUCCUCAGAGAGUACGGCACCCUGCACAAGGGCUGCUUCUACGGCCGCUGCUUGGGCUUCCAGGUGAGGGCCCCCGGCCACAGCCACGGCUGCAGGGGGGCUGGGCAGGGCACUGCUUUGCUGAAGCCUUCUCCCCAUGGGGCAGGUGAGGGAAGGGCCGUAGAUUAG